Molecule: messenger RNA, 768 nt
Organism: Trichomonas vaginalis G3
Lineage: Eukaryota; Parabasalia; Trichomonadida; Trichomonadidae
Product: phage tail repeat-like family
Exons: 1
Coding region: 1-768 (255 amino acids)
Source: RefSeq, a predicted model, not a curated record
AUGAACAUUGAAGGUCAUGUCAGAAACUUUGAAACAUAUAAACUACCAGCAAUGUUAGAUAAGAAAGCAGAUAAAGAACAUACACAUAACUCCUUCUCAACUGUUGCUAUAGAAAGUAUUGAAGGAACGGUUGGCGGAACUGGUGGGGAUGCAUUAUAUUAUAAACCUCCUAACUUUCCACAAGGUUUAACAUCGAAUGAAAACUUAACAACGAAGAAAGAAAUUAGCUGUAAAAAUGUUUAUGUCAUGAAUGAUGAAAAUAAUGUUAAAUUCACUGCUCAAGAGUUAUAUGAUAAGAAAGCUGACAAAACAGAGCUUCAAACAUUAAAGACUGAAAUAUUGCAAGCUAUAUAUCCUGUUGGUUCUUUAUAUACAUCAAUGAAUUCAACAAAUCCCGCAACAGUUCUGGGUUUUGAUACAUGGCAGCAGAUUGUAGACAAAUUCUUAUACUGUGCUAACUCUUCAAAGCAAACAGGAGGGUCAAAGAAAAUUACUGAAGCAAACUUACCUGCGCACACUCAUACAGGAACUACAAACUUUUCUGGCGACCAUAGCCACUCAUUAAGAGACCACCCAUUAUACAACUCAGACUAUAAAGCUGGCAAUGACGUUUUAUCUCCAUCUUAUAACAAUUCAGCAAAAAAGACUUUUCGACCAACUGAACCAGGAGGAAAUCAUUCACAUACAUUUACAACAAAUCCAACAGGUUCGGGUGAAGAUUACAUGCCACCAUUUAUGACUGUAUUCGCAUGGUACCGCGUUCAAUGA